Messenger RNA from Chinchilla lanigera (long-tailed chinchilla), 7229 nucleotides. It is a transcript of the gene Aff1, whose product is annotated as AF4/FMR2 family, member 1. Lineage: Eukaryota; Metazoa; Chordata; Mammalia; Rodentia; Chinchillidae. The coding region runs from base 181 to 3858 and encodes 1225 amino acids. Gene Ontology annotation, biological process: regulation of gene expression. The record is from RefSeq and is a predicted model, not a curated record. The transcript has 21 exons. Gene Ontology annotation, cellular component: super elongation complex; nucleus.
UCUUGGUGGUGCGUUAGCCUCGAGACUGCUGACCUCUGUAGACCUCCACUCGCCCUCGCCCCUGCCUGAGCUGCAUGCUGCCACGCCGCGUGGAGACCACAUCCGCCCCUGCACCGCCUUCCAGAGCUCUCACAAGGUCUUGCUAUGCGCACACCUGCGGCUCCGCACUGACUCGAGGCUAUGGCUUUUCCUGGAAGACUCAGCAGCGGAGGCGGCAGCUUGUACAAUGAAGACAGAAACUUGCUUCGCGUUAGAGAGAAGGAAAGACGCAACCAGGAAGCUCACCGAGAGCAGCAGGAGUUUCCGGAACAGAUGCCCCUCUUUGGAGAGCCCUACAAGACGGCGAAGGGCGAUGAGCUGUCCAGCCGCUUGCAGAACAUGCUGGGGAACUACGAGGAGAUGAAGGAGUUCCUGAGCAUCACUUCCUGUUCUCAGUGCCCGGAUGCUGCGGACAAUCGGCUGGGGAAGCCAAGAUACCCUUUGUUUCCCGAGCGGGUCGGCGGCACCCCAUCUAGCCCCUUUCAGGCUGGAGUUCACCACCAGCCCCCGCACGCCCCCGCCCCCAGGCCCCUGCCCAUGGGCAGCAGCAGCCACCAUCCAAAGAUGGUGCAGCCCAGAAAGGACCCCAUGCCAGGCCCCCGCACCAAGGGCUGUGGCCCGCCAGACGCACAGCCCCUGACUCGGGACCGCCUCGGGCAGGAGGGCUCCAGCUCCGGUCAGCACAAAAGAGGGGACCGCAGGCCCGACAGAGACCCCUGUGCCCCGGGGACAGGCGCCACGCCAGCCAGCGAGCUGUCUCCCUUCCUCUCUUCUCUGCCCUCCCCGGUACCGCCCCUGUCGCCCAUACAUUCCUCCCAGCUGGCUCCCCCUGGGGCGCAGGGAGGCUGCAAGGCGCAGGGCGCUGGCAGCGGUGCUAAAGGCUGCUGCCCAGCCAGGUCUCCCAAGGACCCGGCGGCGAAGGCCCGUGACAAGGAGGCCGCCCCAGACAGCACGGCAGCCGUGGCCAGCCUUGGGGUCGGCCUCCAGCCGCCACCUCAGACAUUUCCACCUCCCCCGCUGCCCUCCAAAAGCGGGGCCCUGCAGCAGAAGCCCACGGCCUAUGUGCGGCCCAUGGAUGGGCAGGAUCAGGCCCCCAGCGAGUCUCCCGAGCUGAAGCCACAGAGCUUCGAGAGGGGGGGCUCGAAGGUGCCCUCCGAGGCCCGGCUCGCCAAGCUGAAGAUGCCGCCCCUGCCUGCGGAGCAGACCUACUCUAGUGACAUCCACUGUGUUGAGGAGAUUCUCAAGGAAAUGACCCAUUCGUGGCCGCCGCCUCUGACAGCAAUACACACGCCCAGCACAGCGGAGCCCUCCAAAUUUCCUUUCCCUACCAAGGAUUCUCAGCACAUUAGCUCUGCAACCCAAAACCAAAAACAGUAUGACCCGCCUCCAAAAGCCCAGCCCAGUUCCCAGCAAGGAACGUCCAUGCUCGAGGACGACCUGCAGCUCAGUGACAGUGAGGACAGCGACUGCGAGCAAACCCCAGAGAAGCCUCCUUCCUCAGCUGCACCUCCAAGCGCUGCGCCCUCGCUGCCGGAGCCGGUGGCCUCAGCACAUUCCAGCAGCGCAGACUCCGAGAGCACCAGUGACUCCGACAGCUCCUCCGACUCAGAGAGCGAGAGCAGCUCGAGUGACAGUGAGGAUAACGAGCCCCGGGACACCCCAGCUGCAGAGCCUGAGCCUCCAACAACCAACAAAUGGCAGCUGGACAACUGGCUGAGCAAGGUGGUCCAGCCGGCCCCGGCGCCCGAGGGCCCAGGCGGAGCAGAGUCUGCGCGCCUCAGGGCUCAGCAGGGCCCGGAUGACGGCGACAUCAGGGCCACCAGCACUACAGGCCAGACACCUGCCGAGCCCAGAGCCCCGCCCCUGAAGAGCUGCAGCCGGGCGCCCCGGGGCCCCGCCGAGGCCCCCCACGCCAGCAGGAGAGGCAGUCACAAGUCCCCAGCGCAGCAGGAACUGCCACCCCGGCAGACCGUGGGGACCAAGCACCCCAGGAGGCCCGCCAAGGCCUCGGCCCCAGCCACCGCAGCAGACACAAGGGCCAGCUCACAGGGGGACAGGGAGCCGGGCCCUGUCCUCCAGAGCCUGAAGGACCCAACCUGCAAAGACAAGCCCAGGGUGAAGACGAAGGGCAGGCCGCGUGCUGGAAGCAGCAGGGAGCCGGGGCCCACACCUCCAGCUCCCAGGGACAAGCAGCAACCAGGGAGCUGCGCUCCGGCGCCCACCAAUGACAGCGCAGGGGCCCCCAGCCCUGAGCCCUUUGCGAUCGUCCCCCUGGCGCAGGUUCAGGCCCCCGCCCAGGGCGGCGGCAGGACUAGUGGCUGCCGGCAGGCUGUGGUGGUCCAGGAGGACAGCCACAAGGACACGCUGCCCCUGCCCCUGAGGAACCCCAGGGCGCUCUUGCCACUUAGGGACACGCCUGUCCCCCACAGCCUGGUGGUGAAGAUAGCCCUCAACCUCAUCGGCAGGGUGCCCCGGCCGCCCGGAAAGGGAGGCCGCCCCCAGAAGCCAGAGGAGAAGCCCCCAUCUGCAGGGAAGAGGCAGGAGCCGGAGAAGAGGAGCUCAGACAAUCCUGGCAAGGCGGCCCGGAAGAGGAAGGGAGAAGCAGAGAGAGACUCCGAUAAUAAGAGAAUCAGACUAGAGAAAGAAGUCAAGCCACAGCCCUCUUUGUCUUCGUCCUCCCACAAAGAAUCUUCUAGAACAAAGACGCACAAGCCCUCCUCAGAGCCCUCGAAAAAGGAAAUGCUUCCCCCUCCACCUGUGUCCUCCUCCUCCACGUCCUCCUCCUCUUCGUCGUCGUCCUCCUCCUCGUCCUCGUCCUCCCAGAAACCAGCCAAGUUCGCACACAAGCGGUCACGGCGGGAAGCAGACCUCUGCCAGGACCCUCCCCAAAGUGCCAGCGCUCCCAGGAGCAGCCAUAGAGACCCCUCCGUUCCCAAGCGCAGGAAAGCCCAGGGCACGAGCUCAGGAAGCUCCUCGGAGCACAGAGGAUCUGGUGAUACUGCAAAUCCCUUUCCAGUGCCUUCUUUGCCAAAUGGUAACUCAAAGCCAGGGAAGCCUCCAGCGAAGUGUGACAAACAGCAAGCUGAUUUUCACAUGAAGGAGGCCAAAAAGUUGAAGUGCAAAGCAGAGUCCAUGACGGACAAGGUGGGGAAGGCCUUCAAGUACUUGGACGCCGUCCUGUCCCUUAUCGAGUGUGGGAUCGCCAUGGAGUCGGAGGGCCCGGCGGCCAAGGCGGCGUACUCCGUGUACUCGGAAGCCGUGGAUCUUGUGAAGUACACGGCGUCCCUGAGGUGCUGCGAGGGUACGCAACAGGAGAAGACACUCGCUGUUCUGUGCCUGCGGUGCCAGUCCCUGCUGCACAUGGCGAUGUUCCGCUGUAAGAAAGACGUAGCAGUGAAGUAUUCCCGCACCCUGAACGAACACUUCAGGAGCUCCCCCAAAGUGGCCCAGGCACCUUCUCCGUGCAUUGCAAGGAGCACGGGCGCACCGUCACCCCUCUCCCCAGUGCCUUCUCCUGCUGGCUCUGCCGGGGCCCCGCCGGGUGCUGGGGGCCUGGGGAGCAGCGGGAUGACUGCCACAGUCAACACCCCUGUCACCAUCCAGAAUAUGACCUCUUCCUACGUCUCCAUCACCUCCCACGUCCUCACCGCCUUCGACCUUUGGGAGCAGGCGGAAGCCCUCUCGAGGAAGAGCAAAGAAUUCUUUGCUCAGCUGAGCACAAAAACAUGCACCUUGGCCCUCAACAGCAGUUUGGCAGACCUGGUGCACUAUGCGAGACAGGGUUUUCAGCGGCUAAAACAAGCAACCAAAACACCUUAACACACGCCCACGGUGACCAAAUGCCUCGGGAGUUACUUUUGCACAUUGGAAGCCUCGGAACCAGUCUGGAUGAUUGUCUCAAAAGGAGCUCUGUGCGAUGAUCCGGAAGCUUGUCCGCUUGCACCCUGGCGAGCCGCGUGGCCAGCGGUCGGACGCCGUGGCUGUGCCGGAGCGGGGAUGGGGCCGGCCGAGAGACGAUCCUGCUCUUCCCAGCUGCACGCAGAAGGGCAGCGCCGCCUUCUCGGCACGCGCUGGGUCUGGAUCGUUUUCCCGGGUUUUUGUUGUGUUUGUUCCGAACCAGCGAGAGGCAACUCUGAAAGCAAAUUCACAUCAUCUCCGUAGUCACACUCGUCCACUCCCAGAAGGAAACUUUUUUAAGAAUGAUUUUUGGUGGAGGGUUUUGUGGUCGAUUUCUUCUUUCUAAGUUUUGGGGAGGAUUUGUGUCGUGGAUGCUAAUGGCCAUCUCAAAGCGUAAGUUGUGAAGGACGCCCCUGUAGCCUUUUCUGCGGGUCGGCAGGGGCUCUGAUAAUACUAAGUAUUAUCCUAAUUUAUAAAACGGAAGGAAACCCCAUUCCCGAUGGACUGCACCCUCACCCCAGCUCAGAGGCCUCCGACUGCGCUGGGAGGUACGCGUGGGGACCAGCCCCAGCUCCGUCCUCGGGGCUGAGCAUCGCCGUCCCCUCCCCGCUUCCAGGAAAAGGACUUGGUGACAAGGCGGUCACCUUGGACUGUCUUCUGAUUUUCCUGUGUUGGGGAAGAAGGGAAUCAACUUUGAUACCCGACCAGACGGCUAACGUGCUUCUUCAGCGUCCAGCACCGCUGGAGUCCAAGGUGCUGGGUGGUGGCCUGCAGCUGUGUGGUAACGUGUGUGUGACCAGCUCUUGAGUUUUGUCAGUGAACAAAGGAAAAUGAAAUCUUCUUAGAGAGGCUAUAUUUUUCUGCUACAAAUUAUUUUAUAUUUAUAGCAAAACCAAACUUUCUGAGCCUUUGAUUGACUAGAGGAAGUCAACUCCGUGAGAGGAGGCGGAGACUGGGGGGACUGAUUAGACUUUUUCAAAAUCGUCACCACAUGCCUUCACUCCAGAGUAUUCUCGGCCAGCCAGCGUGGGGCGCGGAGGAGGAACCGUGGCCUCAGAGUUCUCGCCAGGCUGUCUGGACCCGACCAGGAUGGCAGGAAUGCUGGGACCGGUCUACACUGGGGUCCCACACGCCCCUCCCACGGGCUCUGCUCCUGGACACUUUGCAGGUUCACAUGGGGAAUACUCUGCUGAGUGCAGUGUUUUUUUAAAAGCCAACUCUUCCUUCCCCCCUUUAGAAGAUAGGAUUUGCACAUGUAUUACACUUGAGGAGUGUUUCUCUGUGAUUAAUUGGCCCAUUGACGCCCCCUCCGCCCCGUUCGUGCCUCUGCACGUUUCCUCCCAAGCAUGUUUCAUCAUUUCGUAUUUAUUACUUGUGAAGAAGGGAGAGCCACCUUUGUUUACCACGAAGAGGUCUCCAGUGCCUGGGGUGAGUGUGGAAGUGUCUGUGUUGCGUGGUGCCCGAGGGAAGGGCGGGCCGGGAAGAGGACUCGAGUGACACUUGUUUGUUUCCCGUCUGUCCCCCUCGCUGGGUUAAAGCCAUAGAUGUCUGAGCAGAAGACCUUGAUGUGCAAUCCUGACAAAGCAGCUUCUCUGUGGUUGCUCUAAUGCAAACUCGGUCUUUCUAAACUCUUAGUUUAAAAAAGAACUUUUAUUAAGUGAACAGUAAUUGCUCAGCAGGUUGUGUGUGUGCUGUGUGUGUGUGUGUGUGUGUGUGUGUCUUGUGUGGCAGGGACUCAGCGCUCAAAUCAGUCCUGUGCAGUCUUCUGCCACGCUUUACCUUGCUCCCUUGGCUGGCCCCUCCCCGCUAAGCUACCUGUCACUCAUGCAGGGCAGUGUGCUCCACGGAGCAUGCGCCCUCCCAGCGACCCACCCUGCGCCCUUGACCCAAGACAUUGUUCUGCAGUUCUCAGAGAACACGUGGCUUUUUCUGUGGCCUUAUUCUUUGCAGGAGUUCUUUCUAAACUCCAUAUUAAGUUUUAUUUGUCCCUUGAGAAACUCACAGAUUGGGAUAAAUCAGUUUGUAGUGCUUCUGUCACUGUAUUUCUGAUGCUGACCACAACACUCUGUGCGCCUAAAAGGUUGCACCUGGGGACCGUUCGUGUCCAUAGGUGUCUUUGCUGUUAUAGCUGGGUAUAGAAAUCUAUACAGAAAGAUUUUUAAAUCAUUUGCACUUUUCCACUGCAUGGUUACAAUUCCCAGUGGCAGAAUUUAUACUGAGGUAGAGAAUUUGAGACGAUUGCAUUAUACAUUGAAAUUUAAGUCUUUGAGUAUGUGAUGUUAUCGUAACAGUAAUAAUACCCACUUUACACUGAGACAAAGAAAAACAUCCUGAGUAAAAAAUAGAGUAAAUCUUGCCUUUGCCAUGGCGGGGUGUGUUUAUGUGCAUACGUGCACACACACAAGAUGGGAAAACACUUUUACUUUUACAAGUGUUGAAUGAUUCUGCCCUGCUGGAGAUAAAUAAAAUGUGAAUCAGUAAACUUAGGAACCCUGCUAAACAAUGAAACACUAUUUUUUUUUUUUUUUGGUUUUUCUCCGGUACCGGGAACUGAACUCACGACCUUGCGCUUGCCAGGCAGGGGCUUUGCCGCUGAGCUAAAUCCCCAGCCCCGAAACACUAUUGAAAUACACCACAUUCUACUUGGUUAAGACUGUGAAAGCAUAGGCCCCUCCUUAACCAGGGGAGGGGCCCGCAAGCAGUGAUCAGGAGUUAACUACAGUUCCCAGAUGCGUGAAUCUGACCAUCUGAUACUGUGAUUCAGUCACAGUAUCGAAUGGGGGAAAAGCCUCUAUUUUUUUUUUUUUUUAACCAAAAGACUUCCAUAGAUCUGUUCUGCCCAAAAUGUGUAGCUCUUCCCCGCAACAAAUUGGACAUUGACCUCUCUUGUUCUGUGUCUAAAUUCCAGAUCUCAGGGUGUUCAGAAGCUAAGAAAAACUCCCCUUAUUGGCUGAAACCUUGCCUUAACUGGUCCCUUAAUACUGAUGUUGGAAGGAUCAGGAGCUUACUCUUACGUGUCCUGUGUGGUCACGUAAAAGCAAGCAGGGAACCACUGCGUGCUCCAAGCCGUUAUCUCUGCUGCUUAGAAGAGUGGGAGCUGAUUCCACGAGAGUGUGUGUUGUGCCUUAGUUGACCCAGCCUCAUUUUGAAAGAAUGUCAUUUUAUGUUUAGCCACAGCUUCAAGGGAUUACGGGAGCCUUCAUCUUUUAUCCUUCUGCUUUAUAAAGUGUGGAGUGUAAUUGUGCAUCUUAAGGUAAAUGAGUUGGGCUUUUAUAAAUGUAUCUCAAAAAAUG